This is a messenger RNA of Arabidopsis lyrata subsp. lyrata, 1520 nucleotides long. RefSeq names its product salicylate/benzoate carboxyl methyltransferase. Gene Ontology annotation, molecular function: S-adenosylmethionine-dependent methyltransferase activity. Gene Ontology annotation, biological process: methylation. The transcript is spliced from 3 exons. Bases 168 to 1259 code for a protein of 363 amino acids. NCBI's taxonomy places the organism in Eukaryota, Viridiplantae, Streptophyta, Magnoliopsida, Brassicales, Brassicaceae. The record is from RefSeq and is a predicted model, not a curated record.
AAUAUGGAAAAACACACACAUUAAAUAUGGACAAAUUUAAAUUUGAAACAUUAUAAAUGAUUCCAGACCAAUCCAAAUCUAACCAUUCUUCAUCUUGCCAAAAAAACACACAAGAUUUCCAUAUAUCAGAUGUCUUCCUCUAGGUCUCACUAAUUAGGGAUUCUCUAAUGGGUGUUCUUAGCAUGAAGGGUGGAGAUGGAGAGCACAGUUAUGCAAAUAAUUCCGAGGGGCAGAAAAGUGUUGCUUCUAAUGCAAAACCGGUGGUGGUAGAAAACGUAAAAGAAAUGAUAGUGAAAAUGGAUUUUCCUAGUUGCAUCAAAGUGGCCGAUUUGGGAUGUUCAUCGGGGGAAAACACAUUAGUGGUCAUGUCCGAAAUUGUCAACACGAUCAUAGCAACAUAUCAACAAAAGAGUAAAAACCCACCAGAGAUCGUUUGUUGUCUGAACGAUCUUCCAGACAACGACUUCAACACUACUUUCAAAUUAAUCCCUGCCUUCCAUAAGAAGCUGAAGAUGAAUGUUAAAGAAAAGUGCUUCAUCUCAGGAGUCCCAGGCUCAUUCUACUCAAGACUCUUCCCUAGCAAGUCUCUUCAUUUUUUUCAUUCAUCUCUUUGUCUCCACUGGCUUUCUAAGGUUCCUGAUGGGAUUGUGGAAAACAAGAAGAACAUUUAUCUUAGAAGUCCUUGUCCUCCAAGUGUGUACAAGAGUUAUCUAAAUCAGUUCAAGGACGAUUUCUCUUUGUUUCUAAGAAUGCGUGCAGAAGAGACAAUGCCUAAUGGGCGUAUGGCUCUCACUUUGGUGGGUAGAAAAGCAGUUGACCCUUUAUCCAAAGAUUGCUUCCAAAAUUGGUCUGUUAUAUCUGAUUCCCUCGUCGAUUUAGUCUCUGAGGGGGUUGUGAAGGAAUCAGAAAUGGAAUCUUUCAACUUGCCAUUCUACAAUCCUGAUGAAAGCGAAGUUAGGAAAGUUAUCGAAAACGAGGGCUCUUUCGAGAUCAACAAUUUUAAGACAAUAUUUGGACUUCUCUUUUCAUACAAAACUGGCCUUACUGAAGUGAAGGAUGAUGAUCUCGAUCGAUUUGAAGUCAUUAAAAAGAGGACCAACAUCAUAAGAUCCAUCACUGAACCAAUGCUUGCUGCUCAUUUUGGAGACACCGUCAUGGAUCGUUUGUUCGACAAGUAUACAUAUAAUCUAGCCCAACGUUACGAUACUUUGCGCAACAUACCAACGGUUCAAUUCUUUGUUUCGUUGACUAGGAAGUAACCGACCGUUGAUGAGACAGUAAGUGAAAGAAAUCGAACCUACGAUAUCAAGACUAAAUUUUCUUUUUUAAUUUGGUAUUUUGCAAAUAAUCAUCGUGGAGCUUUGUUCCUUGUUUAUCAAUUUGUUUCCAAGUUUGUAGGGACAAUUGUUCCAUUUUCUCUAUUUAAAAAUAAAACAAAAAGGCAGAUUGCAUUUGCCUAAAAAUUCUUAUCUGAUUUUUCUUUACUCUUAUCAUUUAAUAUAAGAGCAUGUUUUGGUUUU